This is a messenger RNA of Hydractinia symbiolongicarpus, 4745 nucleotides long. Its product is annotated as la-related protein 4B-like. Gene Ontology annotation, biological process: positive regulation of translation. The record is from RefSeq and is a predicted model, not a curated record. Gene Ontology annotation, molecular function: mRNA 3'-UTR binding. Gene Ontology annotation, cellular component: cytosol; cytoplasmic stress granule. Bases 620 to 3121 code for a protein of 833 amino acids. The transcript is spliced from 11 exons. NCBI's taxonomy places the organism in Eukaryota, Metazoa, Cnidaria, Hydrozoa, Anthoathecata, Hydractiniidae.
AUCUUUCGUCUUGGAUGAAGAUGGAUGGUAUGGCGUGUGGGUGUUAGCUGGUUAUUACGUUACUGUUAAUUUUAUUUCUGGUCUAUUUAUCUUGGUAUAUUUGCAUUACUCGCAGCUUCCUUAAGCGUUGGAGUAUUUGGAGCUAAAACAAUUCGAGUAUAGAGUUAAUAUACUUGUUAGUUGGUCAUAUUUUAUGAUACUUUUAAACCACGUGGAUUAAGAAUUGACAUUACGUUGUUCCUAAAUCUGCAACAUACUGUGAUUAAAAACUAAACGAAGUCUUAGAACAAAUUAGUAAAACAGACACAAAACAUUAGCAGUCUGCGGAAAAGGCAAGCUAUAUUGCAAAGUCGACUUUUUAUUACAGCUGGCUAACACCAAAACAAUAAAUUAGCUAGGCAGCUAGCAAGCUAACUAGACGUAUUAUAAUAUCCAUUUGUUAUAUGGUAAAUAUAUUGCUAGCUAUAUUUUUUACUCCAUAAAUACAUAAAGCAAAAGAAACACAAUUUGAUAUCUAUUUGAGAAGGCAUAGCUAAUAUUUGUUGCUGCCAAAAAGGCUAAACUAAUUGUAGUUUUCUAGCUAGCUAUAGCUAGCUAAUCAUUUUUGCAUCAUUAACAUAUGACUUCUGGUAGUGGAUUAUUUGUUGAGGUGGAUAGAAAUAUUGAACAAAGUCUGACUUCCCUAACUGUGGAUGGGGACACGUCCACAGAAGGUUCAACCUCACCAGAUUUAAUUUUGUCAAGUGAAGUACCAACAUUGAAUGUUAACGCACCUGCAUUCACUGCAGCUGUAAGCACAAUGACACCUGUCAUUAUCACUAAGAAUGUUGACAUUGGCAAUGAGAGAUGGAAACCCAAUGCAACAAUAAUAGAAGAAAAUAUAAAUAACAUACCAAUAGCAGAGUUGCCCCAGCCAUUCAUUGGAACAGACGGCCUUUAUUAUUGGCCAACAGAAGUUGUGAAUAACUAUGCGCAGCCAGUUGUUGUAGAAACUGUUCAAAAUGGUGGCAAUGCUGUGAAUGGCCAUGAUGGUCAUCUCUACCCUCAGCAACUCACUGGACCAGAACUGGCCAAUCACGCGAUACAGAAUGAUGCUGUUGCGAAGGAUAUACCGCCAGAGGAACUGAAACGUUUGAUUCAGUUGCAAUUUGAGUAUUACUUUUCACGAGAAAACCUUGCGAAUGAUUCUUAUUUGGUUUCUCAAAUGGAUGGCGAUCAGUAUGUGUCAAUUUCAACAGUAGCGAAAUUUAAUCAGGUGCGAAAACUGACUUCGAAUAUGGAUCUCAUAGUGGAAGCUCUUCAAGAGUCGCCCUAUGUGCAGUUAGAUGAAACGAAUCUGAAAGUUCGCGCAAACAUGAAAAGAUGCAUUGUCAUUCUUCGCGAAAUACCAGAAUCAACACCUGUCGAAGAAGUUAAAGCGCUUUUUAUUCACCCUGAUUGCCCAAAGUGGGUCAGUUUCGAGUUCGCACAUAACGAUAGUUGGUACGUCACGUUUGACUGUGAGGAAGAUGCGAAGAAAGCUUAUAAAUAUCUGCGUGAAGAGGUGAAAAACUUCCACGGGAGGCCUUUAAUGGCAAGAAUAAAAGCAAAGACUUUAUUGAGCAGAACUGUAUAUUUACCGAAAAGUGCACCCUCCACCAACAUGACAGUCACAACUCCGACAGAGAGCACAGCACAAUUCACACCGACGCCACAACCUAUCACCACGUUCACAGUACCACCCAACGCUGUCUUUCAUCAGCCACAGACGUUCCCAUUUUAUGCCACUGCGGCACCAGUAAAUGGUAACCCAUUAUUGCCAGGUACCUGGCUGGCGCCACGGCAGUUUAUACCACCGGAGGUUCGUCCCAAAAAUAAUUAUAACAAACACAACGGGCACAUGUCCAAUCGAGUGAGCGGCCAGCGCCCAUUUUAUAGCAGUAAACCUCGACAUCAAUUUCGUGGCGGGUAUAAUAAAGUACCGAUGUACGAUCGUAAUGGAAUCAUAGAUAAUGAUGACAGGCAAACAAGCUCGCAGUUUCGACCACGAAAUGUUAAUGUGAAUAACUUUCGCAAAGACGAUCCUAGAUUUGUGAGAAACGGAAACCCUCCGAAAAAGGAUUACCGAGGUAAUUUGGAAGAAAGUCCACGCUUUCAACGUCUACGCGAGCGUCGGACCAAAGAUGAGCCGUCAAAAUCACCCGAUACAGAGUCCGAUGAUCUUUCGUCAACUAGUGAGCUGACGUUAGACUUGGCGUUGGAAAAUUUCCCAGCAUUGCCAAGUCCUAAUUCACCGAAUGAAAAUAGUAAAUCAGCAUCCUCACUAAAAGAGUUAGCUACGCACGCUUUACAGAUAGCUCAAGAUAAAACAUCCUAUGAUGAAACGUCACCCACCUCUCACAGUGACAUGAGUGAAACGUCUACGGAUGAGCAGAUGUCGACGAGUAGCAUAACGACAGAUGCGUUAUUGAUGACCGUCUCGACAAGCAGCGCUGUCUCUGUUGCGGCGUCGACGAAUGCCCCAAAAAUAAGUUACGCACAAAUGGCACAAAAACCUAACAAAACAUCGCACGCGAAGGAUGUGUUUGAAAACGAUAAAGACUUACCUGAACUCUCCACCGGAGAGGCGACAAAAAAGAACAAUAGUAAAAAUGAUAGUAAAAAUAGUGGAAGCGGAACACCCAAGUCUCAACGGCGUUCCAGUAAAGGUUCCCCAAGAGCUCAGCGAGGUAAAACCAACCAGGACAAUAAAGUGAAUAGUAAACCAGAUAAAAAUAUAGACAAUAAUAGCAGUAACGAUACUGCGGUAGUGACUACGUCCUCUGUGACGGUAAAAGAGACUUAUGCUUCGAAAUUCGGGAAGAACACUGCAACGAAGAGCGCGCCAACAACGCAACGCUCGAAUGGACAAAAAUCUCAAGUUUCUAAUGCAAAUCGAAGUAGUCAAAAAAUAAAUACAACGAACUUACCUCCACCUCGGCCACUCAUGAGCCAAAUAAUAAAACCGCCGGAAGGUAAACUAAACGAAAUAGCGAACCAAGAGCAAAACGUACUGAGCGCCGAAAAUACAAAAAGUAGCGAUGAUGUAUUAGUUGUAUCGGAUGUGUCGACAGAAUCAAAUAAAGAAAAUCUGACCAACUGAUUAUAUUCUGGAUUUUAUCCUGAUUGUUAAUGUCGCUUCGCGUCCACUAAGGAUGAAGAGAAUGCUGUUGCUUUCUUCUUAUUAAUGCUUAGAAAAGUAGUCAAAAAAGUAGAAUGGUUUUACCAUUUUUGAGUUAUGCGGUAUAGUUUAAUGAUACUGGUUUAUCAUCAUUUACUUACCCACUCACGCAUUACCCACAAACAACAACUUGAUCAAUGCUGGUCAACAUAGCACGCAGUUAAAGUUGACGUGAUAAAACUUCUGUUAUACGGAAUCAUAAACUGUAAAUUAGUUGCGUUUUUUUUUUCCUUUUUUUCUUUCUUUGAAAAGUUUAGAUAAGAGUUAAGAUUUAAUUUUCUUCGCUUCUUGGAUCUUCAUAUUAAGCGUUUUUUUCGCGUAGCUUCCAUGUACUUGUUUGCUUGCAGAAGUAGUUUUUACGAAGCUUUUAUUAAGUGCGGUACGCCCACCGUGAGUGGGCGUGUCACGGGUAUGCGCCUAGCACCCCCAAAAUAUAAUUCGUGUUUUCAUAAGAUCGUGUUUUUUAAAGAAAUCGAGUUGUAAAUUAUUUCUAUCAGUUAUAAGUGUAACUUUAUUCAUGUAAUAUUUCUAUAGCAUCCUUUGUUAUUAUGGUGGCCACAGUCCUGGAAUGUUUUGACAUUUUGCAGUAAUUUAACAAAUUUAAACUCAGAUAAAAAAAAAUAGCCAACUGUCCAUCGCCAUACUUUUUUAUUUCAUAAUGUACUAUAUUUUAAUAUACAUUCCCAAGUCAAAAAAAGUCAAUUUUUUUGAAGUGAAAAAUUUAACCUGAAGACACUCCUAUCUGGAGAUUAAUGUUAAAUAGCCAGUUUGUUUUGCUAAGGUUUUCCUUGAAUGUGUGUGGUCACCAUUGUUAUUUCAUUAUCAACAUUUUAGAAAAAAAAUACUUCCUACUCUCACGAUGAAAAAAGAUUAAAAAAAAGCGCCUAGUUUGUUUUGGAAAUACCUUUUACUCGUUAAGUAAUGUUAACCUUCAAAGUAAAUUACACUCUUCGAUUUUUUUUAUUUUUCUCGAGUUGUCUCAGACGCGUACAAAUUAUGAUCUCGAUUAUCGUCCGUUAGCUCCGACGGAAAGCAGAUCCCUCUAGAAAUUGAAUCCUUUUUAUUAUUAUUUUCAUCUGUCGUGAUAGUUCUAGACUUAUUUAGUAUAUUUUAUUGAGCUGUAUAUUAUGUCGAGAAAUUUCUUAUAGAGUUGUUAGUUAAAAUAUUCGUUAACAGUUAUUUCAACUCUAUGGAGAAAGAGGAAAGUUAUUUGCGUGGAAUAUCUGCUUCCAACGAAUUCAACACCGUUCAUACGCUGGGUGUGAACAAUUUGACACGGUUCGCCUAUACGACGUCGGGUGUGAACAAUUUGACACGGUUCGCCCAUAUGACGUCGGGUGUGAACAAUUUGACAUGGUUCGCCCAUAUGACGUGCGUGAACAUGCAACUAGCUUUCUUUUGCUCGUAGUAUAUAUAUUUUAAAGACAGGGAUAAUUUUAACGUCGCUUGGUAUCCUACUUAAUAGCUCUAUCGUUCAAAACCUUUCUUUGCUUUGUAAAAAAAAAACUCUCCAAAAAAAGUUGAUAUAAAAAAACGAAAAACACCA